AAGGGAAAAAAACAUUUGAUCUUUCACCCCCUCUAUCGAAAUUCGGGUUCACACCAUAUCUUAUGUGGAUAUAGAGGAAAAGCGACAUGUAUAGCGUCACUAUGAGACAAAUAUACCUCACAGUAUCUGUAUGAACGAUAUAUCCACAAUAUGCCACGAGCAUUCCCAUUGCCCGUUAAUAUCGGCACCGACAUCUGCAAGAUCAGUCGCGUUGAGGAUAUUCUAACGAAGCAUCAAUCAAAAUAUGCGCAUCGAUUCAUCCGGAGGGUGUUUACUCCACAGGAGCAAGUUUGGUACCGACCGAGACUUCUGCCGUUGAUUGAAUACCUUUAUUUUAUGGAACGAAGGGAAUUUAUCCAAGGGAAGAUAGAAAAGCAACAGAGAUGGAAGGCGAAAAGCUUAGAGGCUCUGAUAGGACUUGUUGCACCCAAAGAAACGCCCCUGCUGAAAAGCACUGCCGCUAAUGAUGAACCUGUGGGCUCUGUGAUAUGGUCUCCAUAUACCGCACAGGAAAAUCCGAAGAAAUUGACGAAAGAAGAAGAGGAAUCAGUUUUAAUCCAACUGAGAGAAAAUGUGCAAGGAGUCGCUAGAUUUGUGGCUGGCCGGUGAGUCUAUCCAAAAUCCAUAUAAGAAGGCUCUGGCUGACUAUCCUUCAUUCAGCUUUGCAGCAAAGGAAGCAGCAAAGAAAGCCUUCAGCAAACGACAGCUAACAUUCCACGACAUCACGAUUGAUAACCCAUCUCUAGACAACCUCAGAUCAAGAGCGCCAAUAACACUCAUUAGAGCUACAACAGGAUUCGAGGAUCAAAUUGUACCGAUGAGUAUAAGCCAUGACGGAGAUUAUGCGACUGCUGUGUGUAUGUCUUGCGAAGACGUUGCUCCUCCCACUACGCCAGACCUUCAAGAGAUACAACCCAAUUUAGCACGGCUUCUCGAUGAAAUGACGAUUAAACGGUUAUCUUUACAUGAUUCUCAUCCACUCUCGUCCGGAAAGAAACAUGAAUGGACACUUCAAGAUUCAACCUCGAAAGACACUAACCCAGAAAAAUCUCUAGACAGGUUUUCGACUCCGCUUCAGAAGAUACCAACGAAGUUUAUUUCUCCCAUCACGGGAAGGCUAUCGGAAAUUAUGAAUUCCACCCCAGGUGGUGGAUCAAAUAUUCCCACCCUUGACGCCAUGGAGGAUUUGAACAUUUCAGAAGCCUCAAGUCCUGUUCAGCCAGUGGUUUUUUCAUCUCCUGUCAAGGACUCGGAGAUCCAGAGUAAUCUGAAUACUUCAGAAGUCCCAAAUAUUGUUCACUCGGAAGCCUCUUUCCUUUCUACUCAAAAAUCAAUGAUUAGAUACCAUAUGUGGAAUGGGGGAAGUGCUUUUAAUUCCAUAAAUGUCGAUCUUCAAGAAACCUUUGACCGAAAUGCCGAGGGUUUCCAGACCAGAGAUUAUUCUAAAGGAAGCCGAUCGAUUGACCACCGACAAGUCGAUGAUCCCCAAAGUAGUGAAGGGUUUACACCGCCGCAUGAUGAUGGAUCCAUUUCUCAGCCCAGAAGUCAGUCAUAUCAGGGGACCCAAACGAAUGACUACCAACCCUCUCAGGGCCCUCAAACUAUUAUAGGAUCUGCACAGCCAUCUGAUAACCGUCCUGUUCCUCGCCCUGGUGAUUGGAUAUGUAAAUCCGUGGGAUGUGGAUUUGAAAACAGUGUUCAACAUCGCAAGUGUGUGAAAUGUGGCACCAAGCGCCUAGAAGGCUGGGCCAAUUAUAUAGAUGUGGAUAAUAUAUAUAACAUACGUUUGGCACAGAACUCAAACCACACUGCCCUUCCAAUCGAAAUUGAUCCGGCAAAGGAGGAAGAGAGGAGAUUAAGGGUGGCAAAUCGCCAUGCAAAGCUAGAAACACGAAUGGAAAGUACAUAUGGACUACCAUCAUAUUUAGAUCCAAAAAUCAUCAAAAAGAAUGUCGAGAAUUGUCUUCGUGUUCAAGGGGUACCUGUUGGCACAACAAAUGAAGAACUCGUAGAAGCUUUCAAGGGACGAUGUACAGCCAUGAAAGGGUAUGUGAAAAUGUCGCGAGAUGGUCAUACGGAAGGGUGGGUAAUCUUAUCACGAAAGACGGAAGCGAAUAAACUACGAAAUCAAUCGAAAAGAAAGCCCCAAGAAUUACCUAUGAUUAGAAAUCGUCGGUUGAAACUGGUAGCGACGGAUGAAUGGUUAAGGGGAAUCUUGAGGGAUUAUGCGUCAGGGACUCGGGUAUGGGAUUGGAGAGCAGAUUUCUGGACGACGGAUGUAUUCCAUCCUUACGAUAAAGAGGAAUGCGAAAAACAUGCGCAACGACGGGCAGAUGCAUGGGAAGAGGUCAGAGCGGAGGAACAGCGGGUUAGGAAGUCGACGGAAGCAAAAGAUAUCAAGAAACUGAAAAAGCUUGAGAAGUCCUUUGAGAAAAAGCAGACGAGUAAUUUGUUGAGGUUAAUAGAUGGUCUUAAGAGCAAGCUUAAUCGAACCAGCAGAGCGAAGAUGGACAGAAAGUUGAAGGAAAUGGGAGCGAGGAAAGAAAGGCGUGAAGAGGAAGAAGAGGGAGAAGAGGAAGAAGAGGAGGACGAAGAAUAUGAGGAAGACGAGGAAGAGAUUGAUAUAGUGAAGAAGGACUUAUAAUUCCUGUCUGAGGCAGACAUCUAGACGCGGGUAUAGUGAAAUAAAUACCGUGAAUUGUACGAAUACGAAUAAGUAAAAUACUGAAAGAUCUUGUAUAUAUCUAUUAUAUACCAUCCACUACAAUUCAUAUAACUUCUUCA
This is a messenger RNA of Sclerotinia trifoliorum, 2784 nucleotides long. NCBI's taxonomy places the organism in Eukaryota, Fungi, Ascomycota, Leotiomycetes, Helotiales, Sclerotiniaceae. The record is from the annotation of a GenBank genome assembly.